AUGUCUUUCCAUGCGUUUCAGGGGGGUGAUAAAACCGAUUCUAUUGUCGGUGCUCAUGUGAACCCUGUUUAUUUAAAGGAUACUCCGAAUAUGGAAGCAGGCAGCAUGCAGGUACGCGCUUUAAGCUACAACUUUAACAUUCUUCCCAGGGGCUGUGGCGGGUUCCAAAAUGAACGCAUUGACAAUUUUCUAAAGUGUGUCAAUGAAUACGAUGUCUUGUUGUUUCAGGAGGUCUAUGCUGCCAGUGUAUUGCCGUACUUUGUGCAAAAACAUAUCUGUUUUCAGAAACGCCUUGUGGAUGAGUUGAAGGAACGUGGAUUUACACAUUAUGUUAUAUCAAAGCAACCCUCGUACCCGACGAUUUUUCGACACAAUGUACACUCCGAUAACGGCCUCAUUAUCGCCUCACGAUUUCCCAUUGAGCAAUGUGGCUCAUAUACAUUUGGCUGCAAUAAGCGCGGCAGCCAGUCUGUUCGAAGGGGUUGUCUUUUUGCGGAGGUUAUGGUGCCUUUAAGGGAAGGUGGAAGUGUACCUAUCCUUUUCUUUAAUGUUCACCUUCGUCAGGAUGAGAGCACCGUUGCGACGUUUUCGCAGGUGAUGGAAACCCGUCGCUUUAUUGAUUCCGUCAUUAGCAACCUGUACGGAGAGAACAACGAGGCGAGUAAAAUUCCACUUGUGGUGGCUGGGGAUUUUAACAUCAAUGGCAUUGAUCCCCACAACGGAGGCAAGCCGACAAAGAUAUUCAUGGAACUUAUGCAAGAGCUGCAGCCACUGGGAGGCGGGCUGAGUGAAGUCAUUCUCGACACGCACGGGUAUCACCCCUCGACCCGCCCAUCCAAGUUGUUUUUCCCGUCGCAGUCAAAACUGAACCGAGACUCACUGACGCCGCAAAGACAAGACUUUUUUUUUGUUACCCCUGCGGUGGAUGUUCGUAUGGCAUGCAUCAAGAAAUUUAUAGCAAGUAGUCGAAGCCCGUAUGUAUACCUUUCUGACCACUUUGGUGUGUCAGCAACACUUUGCGUCUCGGCUAGCGAUCAAAGGAUACCCCACAAAAACUCAACGCGUCCUCUUCUGAAGACGUCUAUGUCACGUGGGAUUGUACAUGAGCACUCCAAUCCUCUUUUAAGCAUGAAAAUGCAAUUUAUUCCUCUGCUUCUAACGGCUUGGGCUGCGAUGUACUUCAACUCCCUCACACUCUGUGUGCUGGGAGCCGUAUGGUUUCUCUUGUGGUGCUUCGUUUCACGUAUUCAUGCUUUAAGUAACGAGCGACAAUUUGCUACCGUGAGAAGCGCUGUUGUAGAGGGCAAAGAGGCCGUCACAUUAAAUCAACCAAAGGAGUACAAAACCCUUCAAGGGGUUAAGAGUCUUGCGGAAUUGUGGCAAAAAACGGUGCAGCAUCACAGUAUGUUACGCUGUUUGGGGCAGAACAAAGAGUCAGGAGAAUCUGAGUGGCUUACGUACGCGGAUGUAGACGCAAAGGUGCGGGAACUUGGCUCCGGACUAUGUGCUCUUGGCGUUGUUCCGGGUGAUGUGAUUGGGGUAGACUGUCAGGCGAACAGGGAAGCUGUGAUUCUUGAGAUUGCUUGUGUAAUGUAUGGUUUUACAACACUAACGCUGGUAGGGAGAGGGAAUGCUUUUCGAACCCUCAUUGAUGAGCAUAAUGUGAAGGUUGUAUUUGCAAGCCGAAACAAUGUGGCGUCUAUUCUAACCUGUCGUUCUCGGCAUUUGGAGACCGUGGUGAAUGUGCACUCUUUUUACGAUGCGGAAGAUGAUGCCGUGGCACGAGAUUUCGGUAUUACACUUCUCUUGUACGAUGGGGUCUGCUACAAUGGUCGAUUACGCCUUGUACCACCACCGCUGCAUGUUGCCAGCGAAACGGUCUUUUCGUUGGUUGUAGACACCACUACCACCAACAUGGGUAGUUCUCUUAGUGUUGUUCGUAUGACUCAUGCGGAUGUGCUUCGUGAUAUUUGCACUCUAGUCGCCACGUCUGUCUUGCCUACAUCGCGGAAGAAGCAUCUCGUUGUACAUUUUACACCGUUCUCGAUGGUGUUUAACCGCAUCUUUGUUCUUGGCCUCUUUGCACACGGAAGUUCUGUGGCGACGUCGGAGGGUGCCAGCAGACGGGCAUUUACAGUUUUUCGUCCGACCAUCAUGUUGGCUGUGCCCUCUUUAUUUGCCACAAGUGAGACGCAACUAAAACGGAAAAAUGAGCGAUACGGGUGCGUUUACUCCUGGCUGUUCGAGAAGGCGUUCCAGCUGCGCUCUGUCCUUAUCAACGUGCACCGUCGGGAUUCGCCGGUGCUGCGUCUUAUCUUUUUUCGCUCCACUCAACGUCUUCUGGGUGGCUGCGUGGAAAAAGUCGUGCUGUGCGUAUCGGAGGAAAGCACGUCGUAUCGGCUGGAGGAACACAUUGCGGUCUGCUACGCGCCGUGCCUGCGCGAGGUGUUUUUUAUACCCUCCGAAGGCGUUUUCUGCGUUGAUGGCAUCCCAGCACCCGGCGUGCGGGUGGAAUUGGAGCCGUUUGAUGAGCCUUCCACGAAGAACACGUUCGGGCAGUUGACUCUUUUGCGUCGCAGUGCAAAGCAUACUUUGCCGAUCGCGGCCAAAUGGAACGAUCAGCGGACACUGCGUCUAAUGGGACCUCCGGGUGGUAUACUUUUACCUCUUAAGGGUGAAUAUGUUGUGGCAGCGGAACUGGAGCGCAUAUUUGCCCAAUCGCGAUAUGUGAACGAUAUUUUCCUGUACGCGCGACCAUCGCGACCUAUUAUCGCCAUCGUGUCUCCAAAUCGUGACACUGUGGAAUUUGAAUGGCAACAGCAGCACUCGAUGGGUGUCAAUAACAAUGGAGAGGCGGAGGGUGGUGCAGGCAGCGCAUCGCUCAGCUGGACUGAGCUUUCUCGCUACGCGUCUGGACUCUUGCUUGCGGACUUUUCUUGCAUCGCGAAACUGAACGGCCUUCAGGCGUCGAAUGUCCCAGAGUACGUGCACCCCCACCCACACUCGUUCAAGGACCAUGGAAACUUCUUUACGCCAUACGGAAAACUAAGACGCGAUUGUGUGACCCGGUACUUCACAUCUGUCAUUGAGCGCUUUUACUCGGACACAGAAUCCACCUUCAGCCCGACACCGUGCUACACCAGUAGUGGCAACAGUAGCGACAUUGACUGUGCGGGAACGUUGUCCCAUGACCAGCAAUUUUCACUUCAGGUUCCUGCGGCCAUUGAUAUUGGCGGAAGUUUUGCCAAAUUUCUCUACGUGCAGCCUCCCGGUUUCUUUGAGAUCCCUGAUUACAUGGUGCAUGAAUCAUCUUCCCUCUCUGAGCGACUUGGCUUGCGAACCUUCCAUUUCUUUGCCGAUGCUCCCGUGUUGGAGGAGCAGCCACAAGGCCUUCGUUCCUCCAGCGUUGGUACAGUGCGCUUUGCAAAGGUGCCAUCGAAACGCAUUCCCGAUUUUGUUGCAUAUUUGGAGAAAAAUAAGCCCCAUAAUUUUUAUGCCGAGGCAUUCCGCAAGAGCAUACGAGCAACUGGCGGUGGUGCAUUUAAAUACGCCUCGAUUGCCAAAAAAAGGCUUCACGUUUCUUUUGAGGUUAUGCGGGAGAUGGACUCGGUGGUGCAUGGACUCACUCUUCUUAUUCGCUCCGCCCCAUGGUCCAUCUUUACGGUAGACCCCACAACUGGAAUUCACUACCCACACAAGCUGCGAAGCCCUCCCGGGGACACGCUUUCUCCCUUUCCGUGUUUGCUUGUGAACAUUGGUUCCGGUAUUUCAAUCAUCAAAUGCCUCGGCCCGGAUGGCUCCCAUGUUCGCGUUGGGGGAAGUCCCAUUGGUGGAGCAACAUUCUGGGGGCUUGUGCGCACCAUGACGGAUGUAACCUCGUGGGAGGAAGUUCUGGAGAUCAUGCGUCUUGACGGCCCCGGUGACAACAAAAACGUUGACCUUCUGGUUGGCGAUAUCUACGGCUACAAUGCGCAUGACCUUCCAGCAAUGCUUUCCGUCGACACCGUCGCCAGCAGUUUUGGCAAACUUGGUGCAGAUCGAUUCUACGAAGCGAUGGCGGGGGGAUCGUUGAGACGCAACUCGGGUGAUGACAACGGGAAUGUGAUCUCGCCGCUGCCAUCUCCAACUGUCUCUUCCCCUACGUCCCUUUGGAAAGGGAAAACGAAGCCGUCUGCAAUCGACAUUGUGCGUUCACUGUUGAAUAUGAUCUCUGCCAACAUCACGCAACUGGCGUACCUGCAUAGCCGCGUGCAGAAUGUUGAGAAUAUAUUUUUUGCGGGCGGAUUUGUACGGGACAACCCGAUUAUUUGGAGCCACAUCAGCUCAACACUGCAGUACUGGUCAAAGGGAGAAUCUCAUGCCCACUUUCUCAAACACGACGGCUACCUUGGAGUUCUGGGCUCCGCGACCAUGCCGACGGAUUCAGAAACCGCAUCCAAAUAA
This is a messenger RNA of Trypanosoma cruzi, 4443 nucleotides long. RefSeq names its product pantothenate kinase subunit, putative. The coding region runs from base 1 to 4443 and encodes 1480 amino acids. NCBI's taxonomy places the organism in Eukaryota, Euglenozoa, Kinetoplastea, Trypanosomatida, Trypanosomatidae. Gene Ontology annotation, molecular function: pantothenate kinase activity; ATP binding. Gene Ontology annotation, biological process: coenzyme A biosynthetic process. The transcript has a single exon. Gene Ontology annotation, cellular component: nucleus; cytosol. The record is from RefSeq and is a predicted model, not a curated record.